Molecule: messenger RNA, 908 nt
Organism: Achroia grisella
Lineage: Eukaryota; Metazoa; Arthropoda; Insecta; Lepidoptera; Pyralidae
Exons: 1
Coding region: 1-519 (172 amino acids)
Source: RefSeq, a predicted model, not a curated record
AUGAUUGCUGUUGAAGCUGAACAGUCGAUACCCAAAGAGGUUCCGAAAUCGGAUCCUGCACCAUCCCACCAAAGAACAUUGACGAGGUCAAGCGCUGUCAGUCAAAAGUCAGUAGAAAUAAUGGUCCAUCCAGAGGCUGCAAAUAAUCCUCUACAUAGGUCAAAACUUGCUCCGUCGCGGUCGACAUCUGAAACGCAAUCCUCUGGCAAGAAAAUACUCAAUUUAAGGAAAACAAAGAAUUCGUCCAUAGAAUCUACAAUGAGUUUGCCGAAUCAAAAGUCUUUAGAGAAGAAUCACGGCAGCCUUAGACAUCAGAAGACAAUCGGAGCGCAUUCCGACGUAACGUUAAGUACACAGCCUUCCAUUACAGACGACAGGAAGGCGGUGAGAGGUGUUUUAUAUCAGGGUAUAUUUCAUAGACACAGAAGAACAAUAUUUGCAAUGGGCUCAUUCAUUAGAAUGUUGAAAAGCAAAACCUCGAAUUACGACUCAAUAAGAUCCGACUCCGACGAGAUUUAGCACCAGUAGGACAUGAUAUUUUUAUAGUAACAUAUUGGUGCCACGGACUAUUUGUGCUUUGUUUAGUUGUAAAAACAAUGAAAAUGUUAUUAGAUAGUGUAGUGGAAAUAUUUGUUUUUGUAUAAACAUGUUCCUAAUUACUUAGUUGUGAACGGUUAUGCGAAAGCUCGCUUGUUGGCCGUGUAAUGUAUUAAGGUUAUUUAUACACAUUAGUGACGAGUAAUAGUUCCGAGGCGACAGUGUUAUUGUUUUCAUGUGUGAAGGUAACUAAUUGGUCUGUCUGUGACACGCCUUCUUUAAUUUCUCACGUAAUGUUUUUCGUUUAUUUGGUGUUAAACGUUGUUUUUAUUAUACACACGUUUUUCAUGUUGAAAAUGUUUAUAGUGAAC